Oncorhynchus masou masou (cherry salmon) is the source of this 2361-nucleotide messenger RNA. RefSeq names its product galactose-3-O-sulfotransferase 2-like. The transcript has 4 exons. The record is from RefSeq and is a predicted model, not a curated record. Lineage: Eukaryota; Metazoa; Chordata; Actinopteri; Salmoniformes; Salmonidae. Gene Ontology annotation, cellular component: membrane. Bases 151 to 2124 code for a protein of 657 amino acids. Gene Ontology annotation, molecular function: galactosylceramide sulfotransferase activity. Gene Ontology annotation, biological process: glycolipid biosynthetic process.
ACUUCCGAGCUGAGAGCUGGGGGGAACCCUACUCUAAAAGAGGACUAGGGAGUCUGUGGCUCGGGGACGGGGUUACUGGGAGAGUGAAUUGGGUUGGUCGGAGUUUCAUGCAGGACCGGGGUUCCUGGGCACCCCCCUCCUGAUACAGAAAUGCCACCCUCGGCAAGGAAAUCGAUCAAGGAGCGCGAGCUGUUCUCCCUGACCUCAUCCUUACCAUGCGCCUCGUGGCUGAAGGUACUGCUGUGUAGCCCGCUACGCUAUCUAUGGAUGGUCCUCAUGGCCCUCACUGUGCUCUGUGUGGCCAUCCAGAUCCUAGGAGUUGUCUGGCAGUCCAGGAACGAUAAGAUGUUGAGCAAGAAGCUCCUGAAUGUGCGGUUUACCAUCGAGAUCCAGGGAACGCUCCCAACUGAGCAGAGGGACUGGGAAAACUUGCGCUCUUCGCAUGCCCCUGUCGUAGAAGAGGAAGUGAGGUCACAGGAGGAAGGAGCUCCUAAACAAUCGGCCAAAGAGAACCAGAAGGUAGCAGAACAUCAAGAUGGCAGAGAUGAGCCAGGAAUGGAGAGGAGACUCCAGGUGCAUCACCAACAUUUAAAGCUCUCAAACACUUUCAAUAAGGUCAAAGACUCCAGGAAAGAGGAAAGGGGUAAAGUUUUAGCAGUAAAGGCAGCCCUGCCCAAAGUCACAUUGGGUGAUGAUGAGUUGCAUUUGGGGGUUCCCGGGUCUGUGGUUCUCCAGCAGGGCCACCCAGCUAUCAGAGUGGUAUCUACCCUGUCUCACAAACCUUUCCAGGUCCCCUUAACCAAUCAGCUGAAGAGUAGAAACAGCCUUGCCCCUCUAGGCACCAACUCUGUAUUUGCCGGGGUGAUAAGCGAAGUGAAACCGGGGAUUGCCACCUCCACCUGUCGGCCGAAGAACCACAUCGUCUUUCUAAAGACGCACAAAACGGCCAGCAGCACCAUCUUGAACAUCUUGUAUCGCUAUGGCGACAGCCGCAAUCUGACCUUCGCCCUUCCGCUGAACAUGCACAGCCAGCUGUUCUAUCCCUUCUUCUUCGCCUCACACUUUGUGGAGGGAGUUAGGAGCCGCAGUGUCAAAAAGUUCCACAUCAUGUGCAACCACAUGAGGUUCAGACCACCAGAGGUGAGGAAGGUGAUGCCCCAGGACACAUUCUACUUCUCCAUCCUGAAGAACCCUGUUGCCAUGAUGGAGUCCAUCUUCAUCUACUACAAGAGCAUUCCCGCCUUCCACAAGGCCCGCAGCCUGGACGACUUCCUCGACAAUGGUUGGCGUAGUUACAACACGUCCCUGCCCAACAACCACUACGCCCGUAACAUCCUGACCUUUGACUUUGGCUUUGACAACAACGUCGCCACAGAGACGCCCGGAGACCUAGAGACGCGGGCCGCCACAGCCAUUGGCGCCAUCGAGGAGGACUUCCACCUUAUCCUCAUCUCAGAGUACUUUGACGAAUCCAUGAUCCUGCUCAAGCGCGCCCUCUGCUGGUCUCUUGACGACAUUGUCUCCUUCAAGUUGAACAGCCGGAGCGAGCGCGCACGGAACAUGCUCUCCCCGCACACCGCUGACAAGAUCAGAGCCUGGAACGCCCUUGACUGGCGGCUCUACCUGCACUUUAACGCCACCUUCUGGCGACGCGUGGACACUACUGUGGGGCGUGAGGAGAUGAGGCGGGAGGUGACUCGGCUGCAGGAGCAACGUGCCAAACUAGCCAAAACCUGCCUGAAGGAUGGUGGUGCAGUGGACCCGUCGCAGGUACAGGAUGCAGGGCUGAAGCCCUUCCAGUAUGGAGCGGCCAUCAUCCAGGGCUACAACCUGAACCCUGGGCUGGACGGGCCCACCAAAACACUCUGUCAGAACCUGAUCACUCCAGAGCUGCAGUACACAGACACUCUUUACACCAAGCAGUUCCCGGAGCUUGCCACUAGGCAGAGACAGGCCACCAAACUGGUCGCCUCACAACGUCAGCUUGAUCCAGCCAAGGACAGCCCAAACAAAGCAGCCAUGGCUGGGCCGGUGAGGGUGAGGGAGGCCCGACACAGUAGGACAGCCAAGAGUGGACCCAGAAACCCUAAUGCCCAGAACCAAAAUGACAGAAACAUGCCUUGAGGUGUGGCUCUUUAAACAUAGACUAUGGGACUAAUGGGACAAUCCAAAUCCACAGGAGCUCAUCAUUGAUGCUGAGCACAGGGGUCUUUUUCAGCUGAACAGCCGAUGGCUCUGUUUUGUCUGUACAGUGAGGACGUUUCGCUGCAAAUUAUGCUGACUCUGGCUGGCUGCAGUGCAUAGGGCCAGUUUGCUGACUUUGGUGGCACUAGGAUAAGCUCUAGUGUUUCUAUCCAACGA